This is a messenger RNA of Folsomia candida, 4224 nucleotides long. RefSeq names its product ectonucleoside triphosphate diphosphohydrolase 1. Lineage: Eukaryota; Metazoa; Arthropoda; Collembola; Entomobryomorpha; Isotomidae. Gene Ontology annotation, molecular function: UDP phosphatase activity; GDP phosphatase activity. Gene Ontology annotation, biological process: nucleoside diphosphate catabolic process. The transcript has 16 exons. Gene Ontology annotation, cellular component: plasma membrane. Bases 1241 to 3010 code for a protein of 589 amino acids. The record is from RefSeq and is a predicted model, not a curated record.
AAAAUUUCCUACUAAAUUUCCCUGCGAGGCUGUCUCGCAUUUCGAAAUCAGAGUAAUUCUCCUACCUCUGAGGAAUGAUACAUGUGUAAGCACAUUCUUGCAUAGGGUGAUGAUAUCAUUUAGUUUGGCAGUAUGGAUGGGUCGGGUCGGUCGGGUCCGGUGUCAGUGAAACGAUACCAGAAUCGGCCUUGUUCUUAUUGAUGCUCGCACGAAUAAAAGUGAUCCGCAUGCAGUUUACUGUUCUUUUUUUUUUGCUCGUCGUCGUCGUCGUCUCACUUUACUUACGCAUUCAACAGUGUCGAAUUUGGCGAGGAGAAGAGCUCAUCGGCAUUCAUUAUGAUUGUAUCGCCGGGUCGGUUGUCGGUGUGGUGAGAUUGAUAAGUGCUCUCGUUCAGCUGUUUUUUCCCUACUCGAUAAGCAUUGCUAACUUGUGAAACUCCAUAAAAAAAAUCAUGCCGACGGUUAUUUUUUUUAUAUACCAACAUUAUUAAGUAAUUACACAUACGAGGACACGUAUGAAAAAAGUGCAUGUUCAUGAAUUCACCAAGACGAAGAAGAAAUGGCAUUGGUGACGACGAUUCGCAUCCUCGUGUUGUUGGUCCAUCGAAAAAUUAUUGUGCAUUACUGUGUCCUGUCCGCUAUUAAGUGAGUUAGUUAGAUAGUUAGUUAGUCAGUUAUGUAGUUGCAUAGUUAGUUGUAAGUACAAAAUACAUACACAGCCGUGAGAAUAUUUCCCUUCGUCGUGUGUUAUUAAAUUCCGUGUUGAAUAAUUUUGCGAUGAAUUUUUAAACCCUGAAUUGUUACAUAAUAUUGGAGUGACGUGAUGUGAUGGAUUUAUCACAUUGUUGUGGUGCCACGACACGACUCGAUCAACAGUUUAUAGUGUCAAAUAAUACAUAGUGUCGCGUUACAUUGAGCCAAAUAUUUACAUACGAAACGACAUAAUAAUUCAGGGUGGAAAAUGUAAUUCUUAUUUGUUUACAAGUUUCAAAUCGGUUCAGUUUCCGUUCGAGGAGGAGGACAACGAACUGAAACGAGGAGAAGAAAGUGUCAACUGAAAGAAAGAAGAGAAAAGCCUUGAAUUUUUGCGGACAAUUUGGGAAUCCUUGGCCAGGAACGCAUUCCAAAUUCACCACACCCACACGGGCAGGACUUGAAGUCUAUUCCUCUAAAUCGUAAUAAUUUCCUUGUGUGAACAUCGCCAGCGAAGUCACACUACUGCCGCUAUUCGUAUUUAGCUAUGCUGGUGCACGUUACGGUCGAAAGUUCAUUUACGGGUCCGGGGGGAGGUUUUCAACAAAUUUCGAUAGACGAUAGAGCCUCCGUCCAUGAGCUGAUCCGUCAGUAUUGCACGGCCAAGGGCAUCGCUGUCAACCCCAACUAUUCCAUCACCAACCGAUCCAACAUGUUGUUGCAGGGGAACAAGACGUUGUCUUAUUAUGCCGUCAAGGAAAAUGAAUCCUUGCUCCUCGGAACGACUGCCGAUCACAACCGAACGUAUCGAUUUGGUCACUGGUUCACCCUGGCAGGGCUUGGGUUUCUGUUUGGACUUUUAGGCAUUACAAUUUGUGUCAUCCUUUUCGCCGUGAUACGAACCGUGCCGGAUAAUUAUGCAAUCGUGGUUGAUGCCGGAUCCACACACAGCGAUGUUAUCCUGUACAAAUGGCCCGGCGCCAAGGUCAACAAUACUGGAGAAGUGGUACAAGUAUCGACUUGCUAUGUGACCGGAGGACUCGCGCAGGUCACGACAUCCAAUGUUUCGAGCUACUUUAAGGAAUGUUUUGGUCGGGCGGAAGGCCAAAUUCCGCCCGAGUCGCAAGCAACGGCUGAAGUCUUACUGGGAGCAACGGCAGGGAUGAGGAUGUUAAAUUCGAGUGACCCCUCCCAAGCCAACAAGGCCAUCGCCAGUGUCAGAGAUUAUUUGCGAACGACAGACAUGGUGGUGAAGGAGUCGAACGUGGGAAUCAUUUCCGGUUCCAUUGAAGGCAUCUCGGGCUGGAUUACUAUCAACUUUUUAAAGGACACGAUUUACUCUGCUGUUGGUCACCUGAACUCGAGCUGGGGUGCCCUCGACCUUGGCGGUGCCUCAACGCAGAUCACCUUCGAGGUCUCCGAGUCCAUGCACAGCCACCCGCUCGUGACCAAGCUUAAACUCUUUGGCCACCAGUUUCACGUUUUUAGUCAAAGCUUCCAAUGUUACGGCGUCGUCCAGGCGGGUCUCCGAUACAAGGCGUUGCUCCUCCAAGAACACUGGAACGAUGUCUCCGGCCCAAACCAGCAGCCGCUAAAUAGCCCUUGUGACCCUUUCGGGCGAAAAAUCUUACUUACUGGGGACGAUUUUCAAACCCCGUGUCUCAAGUCGAUCAAUCUCGCGUCGAAAAUUAUGGAAUCCCAUCGGAAUUAUUCCUUCCUCGGGACGGGUAACUAUUCAGAGUGUGAAUCUUAUGCGAAACGCCUCCUGGAUUUGACCCAGUGUCGUGCAACCGGCUGGGACAAGUGUAUCAAUGGCUCCUCCAUCCCCGACUAUGUGGGGGACAGAAAAUUUAUGGGAUUUGCAUCCUUUGCAUAUGUCGCGAACGCCUUACAAAUCAACAAAACUACGACCAAGUCCAGCUUUCUAGAGAGGGCGAAACGCCUAUGUUCCCUUUCUUAUGAUAAAGUGUUAGAAAUGAAGUUAACCGAUAAGACUAAUUUUAAAGAUCUAGAAAAUUCCUGUUUCAAAUCACUUUUUGUUUACAACAUGCUAAGUAAUAUUUAUGGCUUUAAUACGGACGAAAAGUGGACAAAUGUCAAGUUUACGACUAAAAUAAGUCACGCGACGUUAGGCUGGUCGUUGGGCUACAUGAUAAACGCCACGGACAAGAUAGCGGCUGGGGCUGGAGUGCCCACUUUGCGGACGGUGCCCUUCGCCCUUCUCCUCGUCCUUUUCGCCAUGUUCCUCAUCAUCUCCAUUGGCUUCGUCAUGCAUGGCAUCAAGCUCAGGAAAUCCUCAUCCUACCAAAGGAAAUAAAAAGAGUCAACUCUGCUUGCUCAAGGAGAUUGAAUACUCAAAUCGAAAGAUAACUUCUUCUUAUCUCGAUUGGAAUGUGACUGCAUGAGAUCAAAUCGACUCACUCCUUUCUUAAAGAAAUUGGAAAAUGCAAAACCUAUUUUCGAAUCUCACACACCGUUGGAGUCAUUUUUAUAAAGAAAAUAUUCUCAUUUUUCUUCUCCUCCUCGUAGACAAAUCGCGACCAGGAUGGAUGAAGAAAUCGUCAAGUUCAUCACGCCACAAAGCCACCAUCACCUCCAAAACCAAAAUCAGCCAAAUGGUGGGUACAGCUAAGUAUCGGUGGACAUGCACGUUAGUCAUGAAAAAUAACGAUAAAAAAGAAGAACGUUCGGUGGGAGUGGUCACGUCAAAAUUAAACUUUGCAACAUUUGUUUAAAAAUGAUAGUCUUACAAAUGUUGUAAAUUUACGACCCCCUAAACGUGACCACCCUCACGGCGGUCCAACUUAUCACUAUAGGUCAGAUCAAACAUGAAACAUUUAUCAAAUUAUAACCACCAUCAUAAAUUAUAAUUUACGAUAACAACAAUUAAUAACUUUAAAUAAAGGAAAAUCAUGUGUGCCAGUUUUGCUACUAACGAAUAAGGGAGUACGUAAAAUAUAUUUACUAAAUACUUAAUUAGUUAAUGUUUAUGAUUCUGUAUGUAAAUGACUACCAACAAACAGAGUAGAUGCAACAAGGACAUCGACAGAUCUAUUAAAUUAUUGUUUAAGUAAACUAGAAAAGUGUACAAUGUUCAGAAAAUGUUAAUAAAUUACAUAAAUUUAACUUCCUUUCAUUAAAUUGUUUGUAAGAAAUUAAUGAAGCUACAUGUUUUAAUUCAAGGAAAUAAAAGAAACCGAUUAGGAAAGGUUGUAGGUGUUAGAGUAGAAAUUGGAUAGCUGAGCCCAAACUAGACAAAAUACUCGGAAAUACUUUAGUUUUGUUAACCUAUGAUAUUUUCGACUUAAGUCAUUAACAAGUCAUCAGUGGUAAUUAAGCAGCAGUGUAGUACAUAUCUCGUAGUAUAAAUUUAGUGACAUAAAAAUAUUUAUAUCCAAUACAACAUGACUGAAUGGUUUAUACUGGUCGUCGUAACAGUAACAAUUACAAAAAAAAUGUAAAGUAAAAUAAUAAGAGAGAGAGGGGAAUGACGAACAAUAGUCAAUUAAUUCAAUAAACGUCAUACCAAAA